Molecule: messenger RNA, 3705 nt
Organism: Bolinopsis microptera
Lineage: Eukaryota; Metazoa; Ctenophora; Tentaculata; Lobata; Bolinopsidae
Product: probable nucleoporin Nup54
Exons: 22
Coding region: 10-3258 (1082 amino acids)
Biological process (GO): NLS-bearing protein import into nucleus; protein localization to nuclear inner membrane; nuclear pore organization
Cellular component (GO): nuclear pore; nuclear pore central transport channel
Molecular function (GO): structural constituent of nuclear pore; transmembrane transporter activity
Source: RefSeq, a predicted model, not a curated record
AGUGUAGCUAUGUUCAAGAGUUCCUUUGGUACCCCGGCUGCCUCAACGACCGGCUCAAUUUUUGGCUCUGGAUCGACAACUGGUACCAAAUCCUUGUUCGGAAACACAGCUGCCUCGACGGGGACCUCUCUUUUCGGUGGUGCCACUACCACAGCCGCCUCAACAGGGGGUUCCCUGUUCGGGUCAAAUACUAGUACUACCGGCAGUGCCUUCAACUUCAACACUGCUGCUAAACCAGCUACAGGAGGUUUAUUCGGAACCCCCACCGCCACGACCACAGCUACUCCUAGCUUAUUCGGUAACACCACUGGAGCUAGUGGCGGUUUGUUUGGUGGCGGUGCUGCUACCACGGGAACCUCACUGUUUGGAGGCACCGCUAACACGGGGACCACUUCCUUAUUUGGUAAUAAGGCCGGGAGCACUUCCUUAUUUGGUAAUACUAGUGCGACUGCUGGGACUACAUCUUUAUUCGGAUCUACGCCGGCAGCUGGCAGUACUUCACUUUUUGGAAGCACUCCACAGCAGGCUGGCGGUGGUUUGUUUGGUAAUACCCAACAGCAGCAACAACAGCAGCAGCAGCAAGGUGGAAUAACAGAUCUUAACUCACUAGCAACUGUUGCUCAAGCUCUUUCUCUUCCGAUAAUCUGUGGAGACGAACGGGACAUGCUGUACGCAAAGUUCAACCAGUUGCAAGCUUAUUGGGGGCACGGCACAGUAAUCCUCAACCAAUCUGGCAACACCUUUCCCAUCACUCCAGAAUCUCCUUUCUCCAGAUUCAAAAGUGUUGGAUACUGCAGACUGCCUUCCACCAAAAACGAGGAUGGUUUGGUGGGUAUAUUUAUUGGCAAGCCGCUUGAUGACGUCACCAAGAACCAGACUCAGCUGGUAGCCUCACUUCACUCCAUACUGGGCGGGAAACAAGAACACGUGGUCUGCUGCGACAGUGUCAAGUCAAUCAACAAUUCCACUACUGAGAUUGUAAUAUACGUGCUGCUAAGAUCUCCUACUGGGGCCACACAACGCAUCCCUGCUACAGACCUAGCUUCCGUCCUCACCUCACCUAACAUAGCCAACCAACUCAAAUCUGGAAUGUUUGUUACUAAUGUCAUCAGCAAGGUAGCGUUCACAUCCUCCCAACUGUCCCUCUACCUUGACAAGCCUCCCGUGGGAAUCAGCCCUGUCUUAUGGGAACAAGCCAAGCAGGAGAACCCUGACCCUGUUAAACUCAUCCCUGUACCUCUGGUAGGGUUCAAGGCCAUAUCUGAGAGGUUGAGGUUACAGAAGGAACAGAGCGAGGCCCACUUUGCAAGGGUCGAACUUAUAGGAAAAGAAGUAGAGGACAUCAGAGCGGUUCAAGCAAACACACUAAGCAGGCUACAACAGCUGAAGAGAAAACAUUCCGAGCUUACCCACAGAGUCCUCCAGGUAAUGGUUGAUGUGGAGGUACAGAAGAAAGCAGGAUUCUCUCUCCAGCCAGAGGAGGAACAUUUGAGAGUGCAGCUAGAGAGUAUACAGCAGGAACUCAAUGCUCCCAACUUAUUUAAGGGAAGACUGAGUGAAAUGUUGUCACUAAUAAGAAUGCAAAGUUUAUCUGAGCCUGGAAACAACAGUUCCACUCAGAUGGACAACGCAGUGCUGGCCAGUAUACACUCCCACUUAUCAAGACAACAGGACGGUAUAGGCCAUCUCCUAGAUAUUAUCAGGGAUGAUCUCCAGCAUCUAGAUAUUAUCAAGCAGGGACUAGCUGAAAAGGUGGUUGGUACCUACAGAGUGGGGAUGAGACAGAUCCUGCCAAUAUGGAUUCUUUUCUUCAUCAACCUCUUCAACUACAUCGACCGAUACAUCGUCUCUGGGACACUCGAAAAGUUAUUGGACGAUUUUAAUUUGUCGUUUUCUCAAGGUGGCUUACUGACAACAGCUUUCAUCGUAUCUUAUAUGUUUUUGUCACCUGUCUUUGGGUAUUUAGGUGAUCGUUACAACAGGCCGAGGCUCAUCGCUACUGGUCUUGUCAUCUGGGCUGCCUCCACUUUUAUGUGCUCUUUUGCACAAACGUACUGGCAGUUGUUAGUGCUGCGUGGGAUAGUGGGUAUAGGAGAGGCUUCGUACGCGGCUCUAGCCCCGCCCAUCAUAGCGGACAUUAUCCCCGCUGCUCAGAGAACCUUCUACCUGUCCUUCUUCUUCAUCGGUACUCCUGUUGGAGGAGCACUUGGCUAUAUAAUCGGUGGAGGAAUAUCGGACAGAUAUGGAUGGAGAUGGGCUUUCAGGGUGUCUCCCCCUGUUGUUGUCCUGCUAGCAAUUGCCACGCUGUUUCUAGUGCCCAACCCUGAGCGAGGAGGUGCAGAUAACGCUAACAACUCCGUCCAGCUGACACAUUCCCAGGAGAUCAGGGCCGGUCAGAACCCUUUCGUUCAGCUUGCUGUUGAGAGCUGGACUCUUCUCAAAACGAAAUCGUACUUGUUCACGACUUUAGGCUUCUCCUGCCUCGCCUUUACUGUGGGUUCCCUGACUCAGUGGAUACCUGUGUAUGUGGUACACGCUUCCGAGAUGGCUGGUACUCCUUACUCCAAUUCAGAGGCGAACUAUAUAUUUGGAAUCCUGACCUGUGUGGCGGGAUUUAUCGCGAUUCCACUUGGUUCGGUGGUUAGCAAGUUCCUGGAACGGUACACAAUGAAGGCAGACCCUCUCAUUAACGCGGUGGGGAUGCUGGUAACAUCUGUUACUCUUUAUAUUGCUAUAGCAAUGGCCCCCUACAAUAUUGCUACGUUUUGGGUGUUUGCUAUGAUAACUCAGAUCGCUGCGUUUAUUGGAUGGGCUCCCAAUACCGCUAUUAUUUUGUACACGACCCCAGCUCUGAUGAGAUCCCUUGCUCAAGCAGUUAAUAUUCUCUUCUCUCAUCUCCUGGGGGAUGCUAUAAGUCCAACUAUACAGGGAGAAUUAUCAGAUAAAAUAAAGGAAGCGUUUAAAGAUUUCGACAUGUCCAUCUCUACAGCCGUCGCCCUGGAAUACUCCUUCUUCUUUUCCUGUUUCGUGUGUGUUCUGGGUAGUGUUUUCUACUUUAUUGCCGCAGAGUUUGUUAUUGAGGACAGGGCUAAGGCUGCAGAUACGGUUGUAACCCGUCGUCCAACUGUUGUAUCCAGUAGAACCCGAGAGAACUCCGCACUGAACGCUAGUGGGUUCCUACGUGACGAGUACGGUAGGGAUCAGGAUGUCACCAGGCCCCUUAUAGAGGCCCAGGAACCCGGAAUACAGUCAAUGUGAUAUUUUGGGGACUAGCUUUUAGGAAUUACAGGAAACUCAAAAUGGAUAUUGGAUUAUGACGAAAAUUGUUGAUAUACUUCUGUAGUCUGUACUUUAGUAUUUUAGUAUCUAAAGAAUUUCUUCAGUUGGAUGAGGAUCGUCUCUAACAUUUGAAAUCCUGACUUUGCCUUCGAAGUAAUGAAUUAAAAGCCUGUUUUUUAGUAAUCCUUAUCCUUUGAAAUGUAUUCGACAUAUACAUAAUUAUAAUAUGCGUUAAACCUAAUUUACAAAUUAUGUUUUAUGCAGCGAUUUCAGUUUUCCCGUUUUGUAAAUUACGCCGAAUUUAUAUUCAAAAUUUUUGAGUUUUAAAUUAUAUAAGCAUGAUUGAACGUAUUAAGUAUUUGAUAAUAACCACGUCAGUGAUCUUUGUAUUGUGUGUAAUCAAUUUUUUUACCAAAAGCCAGAUCA